This is a messenger RNA of Tribolium madens (black flour beetle), 1086 nucleotides long. Its product is annotated as cuticle protein-like. Gene Ontology annotation, cellular component: extracellular matrix. NCBI's taxonomy places the organism in Eukaryota, Metazoa, Arthropoda, Insecta, Coleoptera, Tenebrionidae. The record is from RefSeq and is a predicted model, not a curated record. The transcript is spliced from 3 exons. Bases 16 to 1023 code for a protein of 335 amino acids.
UUCAACUCUUCCACCAUGGCAUUUAAGUUCGUAGUUUUCGCUGCUUUGAUCGCCGCUGCUCGUGCUGGUGUCAUCGGUGCUCCUGCUGUUGCAGCCCCUCUUGCUUAUGCUCAUGCUGCCCCCGUAGCCCGCUAUGCCGCCCCUGUGGCCUAUGCUCAUGCUCCAGUUGUGGCUCACGCCGCCCCAGUUUUAGCUCAAGCUGCCCCCGUCGCCGUCGCCAAGACUGUUGUCGCCGACGACUACGACCCUCAUCCACAAUAUUCCUACGGAUACGAUAUCCAAGACGGUUUAACCGGCGAUAGUAAAAACCAACAAGAAUCUCGUGAUGGAGAUGUUGUUCACGGCAGUUACUCCCUCACCGACCCUGAUGGCACCAGACGUACUGUUGAAUACACCGCUGACCCCAUUAACGGAUUCAACGCUGUUGUCCACAAAGAACCUCUCGUAGCCAAAGCCGUCGUUGCCCCAGCUGUCGCUAAAGUAGCCGCCCCUGUGGCUUACGCCGCCCCACUUGUCGCCUUCACCGCUGUUAUCGCCGUUGCCCGUGCUGGGCUCAUUGGUGCCCCCGUCGCCGCCCCCUUAGGCUACGCUGCCCCCGUAGCCCGCUAUGCCGCCCCUGUGGCCUAUGCUCAUGCUCCAGUUGUGGCUCAUGCUGCCCCCGUCGCCGUCGCCAAGACUGUUGUCGGCGACGAUUACGACCCCCAUCCACAAUACUCCUACGGAUACGACAUCCAAGACGGUUUAACCGGAGACAGCAAAAACCAACAAGAAACCCGUGAUGGUGAUGUUGUCCACGGCAGCUACUCCCUCACCGACCCCGAUGGCACCCGCCGUACCGUUGAAUACACCGCUGACCCCAUCAACGGAUUCAACGCUGUUGUCCACAAAGAACCCCUCGUAGCUAAGGCUGUUGUUGCCCCAGCUAUCGCUAAAGUAGCCGCCCCCUUGGCUUACGCCGCCCCUGUAGCUAAAGUAGCCGCUCCUUUGGCCUAUGCUGCCCCCGUAGCCAAAUACUACCACUAAGUCGACUGCUAUGUUUUAGUAUAAAUUAAUUUAUUGAAGUUUAAUAAAAGUCAUAUUAUCUAA